UCCGUAUUUGAAGUCUAGCCGCAGUGCUAGCAACUGUUUAGUGCUAGCAUUGUUACUUUUGCUUCCGGUAUGGGGGGAUUUGUCUCCAUUAAAUGCAAUCGGAUAAGAAGACACCAGUCAGCCAUCAUAUGCUCAAAAUGAGUACCGGAUUAGACCCUGCGUUUGGAAGUUCAAACCUCUGAUUCUCACACAGCACAAUGAAGAGAACCAGUCAGAAAUAACAAAAAAAAAGGUUCUGCACGUGUCUUGAGUUUGUAUGCAGAGUUUAAGGCAUUUAGUCUCGACCUGAUUAGUCAGACGGAGAACUGAAUCGGAUGGACUCGGUGAUGGGUCCGGUUCUGGUCUGGCUCCAGGACGUGGCAGCUGUGACUCUGCUGAGAGCUCGCCGGACGCUGCUGCGGGCUGCCAUUUUCCUCUGCGUGGUGGUGCUGCUGCUUUGGGUGUCGGUCUUCUUGUAUGGCAGCUUCUACUACUCCUACAUGCCCAGUGUCAGCUUCUCUACACCUGUAAACUACCGGUACAGAAGCGAUUGUGAUUCUCUGGAGUCUGUUCUUUGUUCCUUCCCAGUGGCUAACGUCUCUCUCCUAAAAAAUGGAAAAGAGCAGGUGCUGAUGUACGGUCAGCCUUAUCAAAUCUCGCUCGCGCUGGAGAUGCCUGAAUCGCCUGUUAACGAGCAGCUCGGCAUGUUCAUGAUCAAGAUGUCCUGUUACACCAAAGACGGAAAAACCGUUUCCACCGUGGCCCGCUCUGCCAUGCUGCAUUAUCGCUCCAGUCUCCUGCAGACCCUCAGCACUUUGGUGUUCUCCCCGGUGUUGCUCACAGGUUUGUCAGAGCAGAAGCAGCUUAUAGAGGUGGAGCUUUUCUCAGACUACAGGUCAGACUCGUAUCAUCCCACUAUCGGGGCUGUGAUAGAGAUCCAGUCUCGGCGUGUUCAGAUUUACUCUGCCCAGCUUCGGAUCCACGCCUACUUCACUGGGAUCAGAUACCUCUUGCAUAAUUUCCCUCUAACAUCAGCAGUCAUCGGAGUUGCCAGUAACUUCACGUUCCUCAGCUUUAUUGUGUUGUUUAGUUAUCUGCAGUUCAUCUGGGGAGGAUUGUGGCCUCCAGAGCAGGUCAGAGUCCAGGUAAUGAUGGGGGACACGACGCGUCUACAAAAGAGGAGAGAGGAGGCCCUGAGGCGCAUACGCACAACAGCAAGCGCACCAAAUCUGAAGUAUGAAAGGGAACAAGAUGCUCCUCCAGACCAACUGGAAGAUAACGAACGAACUGAGGGUGAUCUAGACAUAAUCGGUGCAAUGAGUUCAGUGAGUGAAUCUUCACCAAAUAAAGGGAAUGAUCUCAAUGUUCCGGAUGUACCAGAGAUCAAUGCAAGUGACGCCACUGAGCUCGACCAGAGAGACACCAGCUUAAGGCAAAGGCACGGGCCUUGGAUGCGUCUUUGAGUUCACGUUAAGUGAAAGCCAACACGCUUGGACAUUUUCCUCUUGAACUACAUUGGUGCUGUGUGUGUGUGUGUGUGUGUGUGUCUGUGUCCAUGUGCACAGACAAGCCAGAUCACAGCAGUGCUGUGUAUGUGUGUGUAGCCAUCUGUAUUACUGGUAGAAGCUUGUUUAAUUGUUUACAUCACUGAGCUUGAACAUCCCCCAGCACUCCAGCUGCUUUUUCACCAGAAUAAUGACUAACACUAACGCACAGCUCAGAUGAAUAUAAAUACAGCCAAUGCUUAAUCCUGGACACACCGCUUAAAGACACUCCUAUGGCCCUCCGCUCAUUUAUUUGACUUGUAAUGAAGCUGAGCUGAGCUCUUGGGUCAAAGAGUCUCAUCUGUUACAUUUCGCUUAAUCUGUUAUUGGGUUCACUUUGUUGUGUUGAAGUUACAGCUGAACACAGGUCAGUGUACACCGAUCAGGCAUAACAAUAUGACCGGUGAUUAUCUCUUCAGCAUGCCACCUGUUAGUGGGUGGAGUUUAUCAGGCAGCAAGUGGAAAAAUGGUUUGACAAAUUGUGGCGGCUAGACGACUGGGUCAGAACAUCUCCAAAACUACAGCUCUCGUGGGGUUUUCCUGGUCUGCAUUGAUCAGUGUCUAUCAAAAGUGGUCCAACAGUGUUGAACCGGCGACAAGGUCACGGGUGGACAAGGCCCAUUGAUGCACGUGGGGAGCAAAGGCUGGUCCGUGUGGUCCGAUCCAACAGACGAACUCCUGUAGCUCAGACUGCUGAAGAGGGUAAUGCUGUUGAUGCUCGACAGGUCUGGACUGUUUUGGCAGCAGAAGAGGGACCAACACAAUGUUAGGCAGGUGGUCAUAAUGUUAAGCCUGAUCAGGGUGUAUGUGGUGAAAGUAAUGUUCAUACAGUGCGUAUAACUAAUAAAUACAAAUAUUGUUAGUAAUAUGUUAUAUUGACACCUUUUGUAUUAUAUUGUACCAGCUGAAGGCUGAAGAUUGUACCAUAAGAGCAGGAUUUUUAAAAGUAGUAUUUGAAACGUAUAGAGGGUCAUUAUAUGAGGAUCGGUUGUUCAAGUGUUUUUUUAAAUGUGUGCGGCAGCCUGGGAAAACCACUAAAUUUCAGAAAAAUGCAGAUUUUAAAGAAAGAAAAAAAAACCCAUCCUGCUACUUAAAUGUAAAAAUACCUAUUUCAGCAAAACGAUGUUGAAAUCUUUGACUUGAUUCCUAACUCCCCAUGAUCCUGUUGGAUUAGGAACGUUGCCUGAAGAUGUUUUUAAAUUAUAUCUGGCUAGCCGAGUAUGCUUUCCUGACACAGUCCCGCUUCGAUCAAGUGUUACGUGUCAUAACGAACCUGAGUUCAGAAUUUUUUUCUUUCUGUUUAUACAGCAAAAAAAGCUGUAAAGAUGAAAUACUAAUAAAACUAAUUUUGAACUUACCCACCGGAAUACAUUCGGAUUUACAUUUUGGCAGACGUCUAUGUCGAGAACAAUUUACAACUACACAGUGACAGUUAAGCGCUUUGCUCUUGGGCCCAGUCGUGCUCUUGGUGGGGCUGGGAUUUGAACUUGUGACCACCUGAUUCAGAGUCAAAUGCCGUAAUCACUGAGCUACCUCCUAGAGUAGUGACCAUUCCACCUCGGUUGUACUUAUGUGAACAGUGUUGAGUAAAAUUCAAGAGUUACGUGAGGCUCCAGGUAAUAAAAU
This is a messenger RNA of Silurus meridionalis, 3149 nucleotides long. RefSeq names its product BSCL2 lipid droplet biogenesis associated, seipin (gene bscl2). NCBI's taxonomy places the organism in Eukaryota, Metazoa, Chordata, Actinopteri, Siluriformes, Siluridae. Gene Ontology annotation, cellular component: endoplasmic reticulum membrane. The coding region runs from base 315 to 1442 and encodes 375 amino acids. The transcript has 11 exons. Gene Ontology annotation, biological process: lipid storage; lipid droplet organization. The record is from RefSeq and is a predicted model, not a curated record.